UCCACACUUUAUUCUGCUACAAAGGAAACCAAAAGCUAAGAAGCUGCAUAGAAGAAUAAUGUGCAUCACUGCAACACAACGCAUUCUGUUUCAUCAAAUCCAUACUUCCAAGAACAGGAGACGUUUAAAAAGGUCCAAACUUCAAGUUCAGAGGCUUUCCAGGAGGAGAUCAUUUGAAGAGAAGCAGGGGAAGGAUAUUGAGCUGAAGAAUCUGCAGCUGUAUUUGGAGAAUCAAACUAUAAUUGAAGAGAAUGAGAAGCUGAGGGAGAAAGCUAAUAUCCUUCAUCAAGAGAACUUGGCUUUAAUGACUGAGUUUCACAAAAAAUUCCCACAUUUUGAUCAGAGAAAAUGAUGGGAUUCAUCAGAGGGUGACAUGGUUUUAUCUCUUCCUUUCUUAAUGUAUUCGACUCUUUAUUCAAUAUAUGUGUGCACUUUGUCAAGAACA
Messenger RNA from Cucurbita pepo subsp. pepo (vegetable marrow), 445 nucleotides. Lineage: Eukaryota; Viridiplantae; Streptophyta; Magnoliopsida; Cucurbitales; Cucurbitaceae. The record is from RefSeq and is a predicted model, not a curated record.